AUGGUAGCGGUGAAACCAAUAAACACCAUCAAAAGCAUGAUUUCAAAGCCUAAGGACAGACUGGACGACUACGACAAAACCGGUGUUAUUUGUCAAAUACCGUGCGCUGACUGCUCUACCGUCUACAUUGGUGAGACCAAGAGAUCUCUGAAGACUAGAGUUUCAGAACAUGAAAGGUGUGUUAGACUCGGCCAGACAGAUACGUCUGCACUGUCGGAGCAUGCCAAUCGCCUUGGUCACAACAUCAACUGGAAGGACACCUCCGUCUUAGGAAACGAGACAAGGUGGCACCAAAGGAAGUUGAUGGAAGCAGUAUUAAUAGCAAAAACAAAUAAGAUCAACAUCAUAUCAAAUAGGGACACUGGAAGAACUCUGCCCGAUAGCUACAUCCAAUUACUCUAA
This is a messenger RNA of Exaiptasia diaphana, 402 nucleotides long. RefSeq lists its product as uncharacterized. Bases 1 to 402 code for a protein of 133 amino acids. NCBI's taxonomy places the organism in Eukaryota, Metazoa, Cnidaria, Anthozoa, Actiniaria, Aiptasiidae. The record is from RefSeq and is a predicted model, not a curated record. The transcript has a single exon.